Molecule: messenger RNA, 1424 nt
Organism: Pseudomassariella vexata
Lineage: Eukaryota; Fungi; Ascomycota; Sordariomycetes; Amphisphaeriales; Pseudomassariaceae
Product: putative pyrimidine monooxygenase ruta
Exons: 4
Coding region: 206-1300 (364 amino acids)
Biological process (GO): uracil catabolic process; alkanesulfonate catabolic process
Molecular function (GO): alkanesulfonate monooxygenase activity
Source: RefSeq, a predicted model, not a curated record
CAGACCUUAUCAGCGGCCCUCCCUCGCGAUGCUCAACGUAAGCUUUAUUCUUUGGCGGGCGGGCAGAGGACGAGGAAUAAUACUUCAAGUCAAUGAGUUUAAGGGAUAAACUGCGCCUUGGCCACCAAAUGUCCGAUUAACAAAUUCUUCAACGUAGUCCUCUUACUUCCUUCUCAUUCACACUUUCGGUCUCCAGUCGUACGCAAUGGUGAAGCCACUUGACGUCGGUAUCUUCAUCCCCAUCGGUAACGAUGGAUGGCUUAUCUCAACCACAGCCCCGCACUACAUGCCAACGUUUGAGCUGAAUCGAGAUAUUGUGCUAAAAGCAGAGAGCUACGGCUUCGAUUUUGCGUUGUCAAUGAUUAAACUCCGAGGCUUUGGGGGAAAGACAGAACACUGGGAUCACAAUCUUGAGUCAUUCACAUUAAUGGCUGGCAUCGCGGCCGUCACCAAGAAGAUUAAGCUGUUUGCAUCCACAGCGAUUUUGACACUACCACCGGCCCUCUGUGCUCGAAUGGCCACGACCAUUGACUCGAUUGCUCCAGGAAGAUUCGGUGUGAAUAUAGUGACUGGAUGGCAGGCAGCUGAAUACGAACAAAUGUCACUGUGGCCUGGGGACGAGUAUUUCGGAUACCGGUAUGACUAUGCGGAAGAGUACGUGCACGUUAUGAAAGAUCUGUGGAAUAAGGGGUCGUCGGACUUCAAGGGCAAACAUUUUCAGAUGCACGAUUGCAAGCUUUCGCCACAACCAAGUGGCAAGGUAUCGGUCAUUGCAGCCGGACAGAGCAACCGGGGUAUCAAGUUCGCAGCCGAGUACGCCGACUAUAACUUCUGCACGGCCAAGGGAAUCAACACGCCGACUGCAUUUGCACCGGCAAAUCAGAGAUUGGUAGAUGCGGCCAAGGAAACAAGCAGGGAUGUCGGGGCUAUGGUACUGAUAAUGUGCAUAGCUGACGAAACCGAUGAGGCGGCGCUGGCUAAGUGGAAUAAAUACCGCGAAGGCACCGACCAUGAAGCCCUGGCUUGGAUUGCAGAGCAAACUGGCAAAGACACACAGGCGGAUCAGCUGUCCACGGCGCGGCGUUUGGUAUCCUCGACAGGCGACAAGGUGAACAUGAACGGCGGCACUUUGGUUGCGUCCUACGCCGGUGUUGCGCAGAUGCUUGAUGAGGUGUCAGAUGUGGAAGGCGUAAAAGGGGUCAUGUUGACGUUUGAUGAAUUCCUCACGGGUGUCGACAACUUUGGCAAGUAUAUCCAGCCUCUGAUGAAGAGCCGGAGCAAGGCGAAUGGGCUGUCGUAGGAAUCACGCAGUUGGCACCAGUAGAAAUCUAUCAGAGAGCGAACGGGAAAGCAGAUGGACCCACAAUGUCUGCAUUUGGUAGUGCAUAAGAAACUAGUCUCAGGCAUCCUAAGCCAUUCUGACC